Molecule: messenger RNA, 12469 nt
Organism: Piliocolobus tephrosceles (Ugandan red Colobus)
Lineage: Eukaryota; Metazoa; Chordata; Mammalia; Primates; Cercopithecidae
Gene: DNAH14
Product: dynein axonemal heavy chain 14
Exons: 75
Coding region: 34-12459 (4141 amino acids)
Biological process (GO): microtubule-based movement
Cellular component (GO): dynein complex
Molecular function (GO): minus-end-directed microtubule motor activity; dynein light intermediate chain binding; dynein intermediate chain binding
Source: RefSeq, a predicted model, not a curated record
CCAGUUACUUUGUAGUUUCACUCAGAAAAACAUAUGGAGACAUUUAUACCCUUUGAUUUGACAACUGAAAAUCAAGAGAUGGACAAGGAGGAAACCAACACAAAACCGAGACUUUUAAAAUGUGAAGAGAAAAAAUACGAAGAUAUAAAACCAUUAGAGACUCAACCAACUGAAAUAGCAGAAAAGGAAACAUUGGAAUAUAAAACAGUUAGAACAUUCUCUGAAUCUUUGAAAUCAGAGAAAACAGAAGAUUACCUUAAAGAAAAUGUAACUCAACAACAUAUGGUUUCUCCAGAACCAGCUUCCCUUAGGGAGAAAGGGAAGUCAUGGAGAAAAAAGGAUCAAACUCAUGCUUGUCCAAAAGUUAGGAAAGCCAGUCCUAUGUCAUAUGAUAGAACAGAACCAAAAGAUGAUGAUGUGAUAAGAAAUAUUAUUAGGCUACGAGAAAAGCUUGGUUGGCAAACUGUAUUACCGCAGCACAGUUUGAAAUAUGGAAGUUCCAAAAUUGCAGUUCAGAAGAUUACUUUAAAGAAGCCUUUGGAAGAUGAUGGAGAAUUUGUAUAUUGCCUUCCUCGGAUAAGUCCUAAAGCCCUUUACAAUCCGUAUGAUCUUCAGGUAGUAUCGGCUCAUACCGCUAAACAUUGCAAAGAAUUUUGGGUUAUUACUGCUUCAUUUAUCUCAAAGGUUACUAAUAUCGUUGGUAGUAUAAAGGAAGUAGAACUCAUACCUACUUUGGAAUGGCUAUCAGAAAGAAGACAUUACUAUUUAUUACGUCAAUUCAAGAUAUUUUCUGAUUUCCGAAUGAAUAAAGCAUUUGUCACCUGGAAACUGAAUGUUAAAAGAAUUAAGACAGAGAAGAGCAGGUCAUUUUUGUACCACCAUCUUUUUUUGGCUGAUGACUUAUUUCAAGCCUGUUUGCUUUAUAUAAGAGGACUUUGUGAAGAUGCAAUUAAUCUCAAAAAUUAUAAUGACAGUGAAAAUAAUCUAUCUGCCAUAUGCCUUGUAAAGCUGGAUAGUUCUCGAACAUAUUCUCUAGAUGAAUUUUGUGAAGAGCAGUUACAGCAAGCUACCCAGGCAUUGAAACAACUUGAGGACAUCAGGGAUAAGGCAGUUUCAGAGAUGAAAAGUACUUUUCUAAAGGUUGCAGAAAAGAAUGAAAUCAAAAGGUAUUUUGAGUCAAAACUCUCUGAAGAUGACACAACACAUUUCAAGCUGCCUAAAUAUAGACAUUUAUUAGAAACAUUUUUCAAGUUUGUAAUGCUGAUUGACUACAUAUUUCAGGAACUCAUUCGUCAACUUAUGAACACUGCAGUCACACUACUUUUGGAAUUAUUUAAUGGUUCUGCUGGAAUGCCAUUUUCAGUGGAAAAAAAGAAUGAAAAUCUCAUCAGAACAUUCAAGGGCAACUCUUUUCCUACUGGAAAGACAACAAAUGAUUGUGAAGAACUUGUUGAUAAUUCAAAGACACAUACUAUUUCUGUUCAAAAGUCAGAAGUAAAAACAGACUCUGAUAUUAGUGAGAUUUUGAAUAGUGUUGAAGUGGGGAAGGAUUUGAGGAAAACGUAUGCACCAAUAUUUGAAGUAAAUCUAUGCUUGAGAAUUCCUGCUGAGAGUGAUUCUUCAGAAAAUCCUCAAGAGAACUUUCACGAGUCUGACCUGUGCCCUGAAGAGUGUGUAAUGUUUGAAGACGAAAUGUCAGAAAAUAAAGACAAUUGUGUCAAAAAACACUCAAGUGAAGAAUUGCUCCCAAAAGCCAAGAAACCAAAAGAAAUUAGUUACAAUCUUGAAGAUAUUCUUUCAGACACAGAAAGUGAGACUGAGUUUGAGAAUAAAUACAUGUAUUAUGAAUUUCCGGAAUUUCCUACAAAUCUCUUUGUAGAUCCCAACAGAUUGGAGUUUUCAGUAAAAAUUCAAAAUAUGUUGACUAAUAUGGAAAAAUGUAUAACCACAAUUACUCCUCUUUGCCAAGAUCCUCACCUGUCUAUCUUCAUUGAUUUGGUUUCAACAAUGGAUUUACCUAAUAAGACAGGAAGCAUAAUACAUUAUACAGAGCAGACCAGAUGGCCAGAUUGUCACAUCCUUUUUGAAAUGGAUCCUGCCUACCAAAAUAUAAUUGUGAAUCUCCUGACUGUUGUUGGUAAUUCAAUGGGCCUAGUUAAUGCUUACAGCUGCAAAUUUAUAAAGUAUUGUACCAUGGUAGAAAAGGCCAAAAUCAUGAGUAUGAAAAUAUCAUCUAUGGGAGAAUUAACUUCAAAAGAAUUUGAAGCUAUUCUAAAUAGAUUCAGAAAUUAUUUUAGACAUACUGUGAAUAUGGCCAUUGAGAAACGUAUUGGUAUUUUCAACGUUGUAAGUCUCGAUUAUCAAUCAGAAUGCUUACCGUAUAUUGACAACGUCAUACAUAUGAGUCACACCCUCAUGCGAUCUGUAAUUGAAAAAAAGAACAAAAAUUUAUUGGAAGUUGUGGAAUCAUCAUUGCAGCAGCUGGAAUGUGAUCCCACUGAAAUAGAAGAAUUCGUGGAGCAUUUUAUUUUUUUGAAUGCAAUUUCCUCAAAAAUAUCUAAAUUAGAAAAAGAGUACUUAACAAUUUCUCAGCUAUAUUCUGUUGUAACCCAUCACCAGAUCCAUAUUUCAGAAGAGCAAAUUGCCAUAUUCCAAGUUCUUCAUAUUAAGUUUAGUCAACUAAAAUCAUCUAUGAAGUUAAGUAUAGUAAAUAAAGACACUGCUUUAACUAAAUUCAGAGAUAACUUGGAAGCAUGUAUCAGUAGUCUACGUGUUGAUGUUAGCAAUUUAAAAGCCAAGAUAAGAACUCCUCUUUUGUUAUGUGCUGGUACUCAAGUGUCAACGGCAAUGGAAAUGAUCCAGACUCUCUCAGGGGAAGCUGCAAGUUUAACUAACAAAGCUAAAGCAUAUUCAAGCUAUCAGGAUUGUUUCAGUGAUUCUCAAUCUCAUAUGCAUUCUAUUAACGUGGAAGAAAUUGCACAGAUUUUGCUUUCAGAGAUCUCUGACAUUGAAUGUGACUUGACUUUGAGGAAAAAACUAUGGGAAGCACAAGAGGAGUGGAGGCAAGCCUCUUGGGAAUGGAGGAAUAGUUCUCUUCAAAGUAUUGAUGUAGAAUCAGUACAGAAAAAUGUUUCAAAACUGAUGCACAUAAUCUCGGUAUUAGAAAAAGGUUUACCUAAAAGCGAUAUGCUGACACAUCUUAAGCAAGUGGUAACAGAGUUUAAACAAGAGCUGCCUAUCAUUAUAGCUCUGGGAAAUCCCUGUCUCAAGCCAAGGCAUUGGGAGGCUCUCCAGGAGACUAUUGGGAAGUCAGUUCCCCUUGAUAAAAACUGUAAAGUAGAGAAUCUUCUAGCUCUCAAGAUGUUUCAGUAUGAAAAUGAAAUAAAUGAUAUGUCAACUUCAGCAACUAGUGAAGCUGCUCUUGAAAAAAUGCUAUUUAAGAUUAUUGAUUUUUGGAACAUUACUCCUUUGCAUUUAGUUCUUCACCACACAGAGAUUUACUCUAUCUUCAUAAUACCAUCUAUAGAUGACAUAUCAGCUCAGUUAGAAGAGUCUCAAGUCAUACUUGCAACAAUUAAAGGAUCUCCCCACAUUGGGCCCAUUAAGGAUCUUGUGAAUGAAUGGGAUCAAAACUUGACUCUCUUCUCUUACACCCUUGAGGAAUGGAUGAAUUGUCAAAGAAAUUGGCUUUAUCUUGAACCAAUCUUUCAUUCUUCAGAAAUACAAAGGCAACUCCCAGCAGAAACAGAACUUUUCUCUGAAGUGAUUUCCAUGUGGAAAAAAAUAAUGUCAAAAAUACAAAACAAACAGAAUGCUUUGCAGAUAACCACUUCUGCAGGAGUCCUUGAAAUUCUGCAAAAUUGUAAUAUACAUCUUGAACAUAUAAAGAAAAGCCUUGAGGAUUACCUUGAAGUUAAAAGAUUAAUUUUCCCAAGAUUUUACUUUCUUAGCAAUGCUGAACUUCUUGAUAUUCUAGCUGAUAGCAGAAAUCCUGAGUCUGUACAGCCUCAUCUUGUGAAAUGUUUUGAAAAUGUAAAACAAUUAUUGAUAUGGAAACAAGACAUUGGCCCUCCUGCUGUAAAAAUGCUAAUAUCUGCUGAAGGGGAAGGUCUCGUGCUGCCAAAGAAAAUUCGUGUAAGAAGCGCUGUAGAACAGUGGCUGGUAAAUGUAGAAAAAAGCAUGUUCGAUGUGCUAAAAAAAUUUUUAAGUCAAGGGAUUGAAGACUGGAACUGCCGGAAGUUUUCCCAAUGGGUGUUAUCUCAUCCAGGACAAGUGGUACUUACUGUGAGCCAGAUCAUGUUUUAUAAUGAUUGUAUUAAAAGUUUUGUGAGUUCUUAUUCAAGAGAAAAAUUGGAAAAUGUCCACGCUGGUCUGAUAUGUCAUCUAGAAGAGGUUGCAGAGCUGGUAGUGCUGGAUACUAGUAACUCUCGAACAAAAGCUGUACUAGGGGCACUGCUUACCCUUUAUGUUCACUGCAGAGAUAUAGUGAUAAAUUUACUACUUAAAAAUAUCUUCAAUGCAGAGGAUUUUGAGUGGACAAGACAUUUGCAAUAUAAAUGGAAUGAAAAACAAAAAUUAUGCUAUGUAUCUCAAGGAAAUGCCAGCUUUACUUAUGGCUAUGAGUACUUGGGCUGUACCUCAAGAUUGGUUAUUACACCUCUCACAGACCGAUGCUGGCUAACUCUCAUGGAAGCACUACACUUGAAUCUAGGAGGCUGUCCUGCUGGUCCAACUGGUACAGGAAAAACUGAGACUGUCAAAGAUCUGGCAAAAUCCUUAGGCAAACAUUGUGUGGUCUUCAACUGUUUUGAGGAUCUGGAUUAUAAGAUAGUGAGAAAGUUCUUCUUUGGACUAGUUCAGUCAGGAGCUUGGAGUUGUUUCGAUGAAUUCAAUCUAAUUGAUUUGGAAGUUCUCUCUGUCAUUGCCUCACAGAUCCUAACAAUUAAGGCUGCAAAAGACAACUAUUCUGCCAGAUUUGUACUGGAAGGAAAAGAAAUUCGUAUCAAUAUGUCUUGUGCAGUAUUUAUCACCAUGAAUCCCAGAUACAAAGGUGGAGUAGAGCUCCCAGAUAACUUAAAAUCUCUGUUUCGCCCAGUGGCAAUGAUGGUGCCCCAUUAUCAAAUGAUUGCUGAAAUAAUAUUAUUUUCAUUUGGUUUCAAAUCUGCAAAGUCACUCUCUGGAAAGUUAACUAACCUUUAUGAAUUAGCGCGCAAACAGCUCUCACAACAGGAUCAUUAUAAUUUUGGCUUGAGAUCUCUGAAGAUAGUUUUAAUAAUGGCUGGAACGAAGAAACGGGAGUUUAAAUGUGAUACCAGUGACAGUCUUUCUGAAGCAGAUGAAACGUUGAUUAUUAUUGAGGCUAUAAGAGAAGCUAGUUUGCCAAAAUGUCCUUCUGAAGAUGUCCCACUAUUUGAAAAUAUUAUAGGAGAUAUUUUUCCAGAAGUGACAGUUUUAAAAGUAAAUCAACUUGCCUUGGAGAAAGUAAUAUGUAUUGCAACUCAGCAAUUGGGUUUACAAAACUGGUCAUCUCAGAAAGAGAAGAUUAUACAGUUUUAUAAUCAACUUCAGGUUUGUGUUGGUGUGAUGUUAGUGGGCCCAACAGGUGGAGGAAAGACAACAGUCAGAAGAAUUUUGGAAAAAGCAUUAACACUAUUACCAAUUGCAGACUUCUUAUCAGUUGCAGAAAGAAAAUCUGCUUCAAAGAUUUCAGGAAGAAAAGGAAAAGUGGACAUUUGUGUUUUAAAUCCAAAGUGUAUCACUCUCAGUGAACUAUAUGGACAACUGGAUCCUAAUACUAUGGAAUGGACUGAUGGAUUAUUAUCAGCAACAAUUCGAAGUUAUGUAUAUUUUAACACACCAAAGAACUCAAAGAAAGACAUUGAUCUCAGACUAAAGUCAAGAAUCUCAGAUUUAUCCAAUGUUUUCAAACUUGAUGCCUCUGAUAUGACAGAUACUGAUGAUAAUAUUUUUGAGGAGAUAGAGAAAGUUGUUAAAAUUCCAGAAAAUCACAAUUUUGAUUGGCAGUGGAUUAUCUUAGAUGGCCCAGUGGACACCUUUUGGGUAGAAAAUCUGAACUCUGUGCUAGAUGAUACUAGAACAUUAUGCCUAGCAAACAGUGAGAGAAUAGCUUUAACUAAUAAAAUAAGAGUGAUUUUUGAAGUGGACAGUCUCUCUCAAGCCAGUCCUGCUACUGUCAGCCGAUGUGCCAUGGUCUAUAUGGAUCCUGUUGAUCUGGGAUGGGAGCCUUAUGUUAAGUCAUGGCUUCUGAAAACUUCUAAAAUUAUAAGUCAAUCAGGAGUGGAUUGUCUUGAAUUCUUGAUUAAAAAUAGUGUCACAGAUGGACUACAAUUUAUAAAGAAUCGUCAGAAAUUUCAGCCAUAUCCUAUGGAGGACAUAACAAUCAUCAUCACCCUCUGCAGAAUUCUUGAUGCUUUCUUUGACUUCAUGGGUAAAAAUGGAGGAUUUGAACAAAGUAAUGAUUUGAGUGACACAUCAUCUAAGGAAGCAAAUUCUCGAAGAGAUUCUGUCACAUUCAAGGAUAUAGAAAAGAGGGAUGAAAAUACAUGGUAUCCAGAGAAAAAUCCUGAUAAAUUAAUAAAAAUUAUUCAAAAGCUUUUUGUGUUUGCCUUUACUUGGGCAUUUGGAGGAGCUUUAAACCGUGAAGAUGAACACAGAGAAAAUAUACCAUUUUGUCCCAGUUUUGAACCUGAUUCUCUUGCAAAAGUAACAUACGAUUUUGACAAACUUGUUCAUGAAUUAUUUGGAAGCAAUUCACAAGUAGGCAUCAACCUACCAACUGGUGAAUGUUCUAUCUUUGGAUAUUUUGUGGAUAUAGAGCAAUGUGAAUUCAUACCUUGGUCAGAGUUAGUUCCUAAUGAUCAGACACUAAUUCAAAGAGGAACUUCAUUACUAACUAAUCUUCAAAGAUCUGGCGAAAACUUCUUGAAGAUAACAGAAUGUGGAGAAUACAUUAAUUAUACUGCUACCAGAGACACAACAUGCCUUUCUUUUCUCAUGAGCCUUCUUUUAAAGAAUUCCUGCCCUGUACUUCUCACAGGAGAAUCUGGUGUUGGGAAAACUGCUGCCAUUAAUCAAAUGCUUGAAAAGUUAGAGGGUCCAGGAGCAUUUGACAUAAAACAUGGUUCAAUUUUAGGAGAUACCCUAUUGUAUAGUGAAAUUAAAAAAUCAAGGUUGUUGAAUUACAUUUUAACAAUUUAUAUUUUCAUUAAUUUUCAGAGAAUAUAUAAAAAUCUUCAUAUUUUUGUGAUCAUGAGUCCUGAAGGACCUAGCUUCCGCCAAAAUUGUAGAGUAUAUCCUUCUAUGAUUAGCUCCUGCACGAUCGAUUGGUACGAGAGGUGGCCAGAAGAAGCUCUUCUUAUUGUAGCUAACUCAUUCUUAAAAGAAAAAGUCAAUUUUGAGAACAGAGAGAACUUGAAAGAAAAACUUGCCCCAACCUGUGUCCAAAUCCACAAAAGCAUGAAAGACUUGAACAGAAAAUACUUUGAAGAAACUGGAAGAUUUUAUUAUACCACUCCCAGUAGCUACGUGCAAUUUAUAGAAACAUUUGCACACAUUUUGAGGGCACGAGAGGAAGAGAUGCAAACAAAGAGGGAUCGCUUCCAUAUGGGUCUAUCCACAAUCCUGGAAGCAACCACACUAGUUACAGAAAUGCAAGAAGAGCUCUUGAUUCUUGGCCCUCAAGUAGAACAAAAAACAAAGGAAACAGAAACUCUAAUGGAAAAACUACGGAAAGAUUCACAAGUAGUUGAGAAAGUUCAGAUGCUUGUUAAACAGGAUGAAGAAAUUGUGGCAGAAGAAGUAAGAAUUGUGGAAGAUUAUGCUCAGAAAACUGCCAAUGAACUAAAAAGUGUGCUGCCAGCCUUAGACAAGGCAAUUGUGGCUCUGAAUGCCCUGGAUAAAGCUGAUGUCGCUGAAUUAAGAGUAUACACACGGCCUCCCUUCCUCGUACUGACUGUCAUGAAUGCAGUGUGUAUACUUCUGCAAAAGAAACCUAACUGGGCAACGGCAAAGUUACUUCUUUCAGAAACUGGUUUCCUGAAAAAAUUGAUUAACCUUGACAAGGACAGCAUACCUGAUAAGGUUUUCAUGAAGCUAAAAAAAAUUUUAACCUUACCUGAUUUCAACCCAAGCAAGAUUGCGCUGGUUUCUGUUGCUUGUUGCUCCCUGUGCCAGUGGGUUAUAGCUUUGAAUAACUACCAUGAAGUACAGAAGGUUGUGGGCCCUAAACAAAUCCAACUAGCUGAAGCUCAAAACGUCCUUAAAAUUGCGCGACAAAGACUGGCUGAGAAACAAAGAGGUUUACAGCUGGUUGAAGAACAUUUGCUGUUUUUACAGGCAGCUUACAAAGAUACCGUUGCUGAGAAACAACUAUUAGCAAAUCGGAAAAAAAUGGCCAGCAGGCGCUUUCAGUGCGCGUCAGUCUUACUAACUGUCCUGGAAGAUGAGAAGACUCGAUGGCAAGAAACAAUCAAUCAAAUAGAUAACAAAUUAGAAGGAAUUUUGGGUGACAUACUUCUUUCAGCAGCAUGCAUUGUAUACAGUGGAAUUUUAACACCAGAAUUUCGCCAAUUGAUUGUGAAUAAAUGGGAGACUUUCUGCAUUGAAAAUGGCAUUUCUUUGUCUUCCAACUUCUCUUUAAUUAAAGUUAUGGCACAAAAAUAUGAGAUCAGCCGAUGGCAUAAUCAGGGACUGCCUCAUGGUCAGUAUUCAGUAGAGAAUGCCAUCUUGAUCAAGAAUGGCCAGCAGUGGCCACUGCUGAUUGACCCACAUAAGCAAGCUCACAACUGGAUCCGUCAGAUGGAAGGAUCCAGGCUGCAGAAGCUCUCCAUUGAAGACAGCAAUUACACCAAAAAAAUUGAAAAUGCUAUGAAGACAGGAGGGAGUGUCCUCCUGCAGAAUCUCCUUGAGACAUUAGCUCCAGGCUUAAAGGCAAUUCUGAAAAAGGAUAUCUAUCAGAAAAAAGGACACUAUUUCAUAAGGGUUGGUGAUGCUGAGAUCGAAUACAAUUCAAAUUUUAGGUUAUACUUAUCUACAGAAAUAGACAACCCCCAUUUUCUUCCAUCAGUUUAUAACUUUGUUACUAUGAUCAACUUCACCGUAACAUUCCAAGGUUUGCAAGAUCAACUCUUGUCUACUGUGGUAACUCAUGAAGUUCCUCAUUUAGAAGAUCAGCGUUCCAAGUUACUGGAGAGUAUUUCCCUUGAUGCCGUAACUCUUGAAGAACUAGAGGAAAAAACAUUAAAUUUACUGCAGAAAGCACAAGGAUACGUAUUAGAUGAUGAAGAAAUUAUAGAUACCUUAAGAAAAUCCAAAAUGACAUCAAAUGAAAUUUCAAAGCGCAUCGAAGCAACAAAAAAAGCUGAAAGUGAAAUUCAAGCAAUACGUAAAAACUAUCUCCCCAUUGCGACCCGAGGUGCCCUGCUCUACUUUCUAGUAGCUGGUCUCACGCAAAUCAACUACAUGUACCAGUUCUCCCUAGACUGGUUUCAUCAGGUUUUUGUUUUGUCAGUAGUUUCCAAAAGCAAAGAACAAGAACAUAGUUUUAAAAGGGAGAAAGUGUCUCCAAAAGAAGUUCAUGAGAUUAUAAAUAUUUCAAAAGAACCCAACUUGGAAAAUGAGAAAAAUCUCUUAGAUAAGCAUAUUAAAAGUGCAAUAGAUGUGUUGACAAAAAGUAUUUUUAAGGUGGUUUCUUCAGCUCUAUUUAAUGAAGAUAAACUUUGCUUCUCUUUUCGGCUUUGCACUGCAAUCAUGCAAAAUAAUGCUAAUGGAAAUCUAAUAGAGGAUGACAUUGGAUUCCUACCAGAAGAAGAAUGGAACAUCUUUUUAUAUUCUGGCAUAUUGAUAAAUAUUAAAAGUGCAUUAUCCCAGUCUAGACUUACUAGCACAUUUGAAAUAGAUGAAAGUCAGCAUCUUCAGUGGCUGUCAGAUUCGAGGUGGAGGCAGUGCCAAUAUGUCAGCGCUCACCUGGAACCAUUUUCACUUCUGUGCAAAUCCCUUUUAUCAAAUGUAUCACAAUGGGAUACUUUUAAGAACAGUAAAGCAGUUUAUUCUCUGAUCAGCACACCUUUCUCUUCAGAAAAUGCUUCAUUGGAGGAAAAUACAAAACCACCAGAGGAGACUGAACUUUUGAAUGAAAAUAAAGAAACAUGUAAUCCUACAACUUUUCCCUGGGAGAAACUCACUUCAUUUCAAAGACUUAUUUUGAUAAAAAUUCUUAGACCAGAAAGUUUAAAUAACUCAGUGAGAAAGUUUAUAACUGAAAAAAUGGGAAAUGAAUAUCUUCAAAGAACUGGAGUUAAUUUGAAAGAUGCAUAUAAAGAAUCCAAUGCCAGAACUCCGCUGAUACUUAUUCAGUCUCAUGGGAUCGACCUUACCAAUAUCCUCCUGAGAUUUGCACAAGAGUUAAAAGGAACAACACAUCAUGUGACCAUAAUUUCUCUGGGCCGUGACCAGGCAGCAAAAGCUGAAGACCUCAUUUUAAAGGCACUAACGAAAACACAACAAUGGGUCUUCCUCCAGAAUUGCCAUCUUGCAGCCUCAUUUAUGCCAAGGCUUUGCACAAUUGUAGAAUCCUUUAAUAGUCCAGACAUGACAAUAGACCCUGAGUUUCGGCUAUGGUUAAGCUCAAAAUCAUACAGUUCUUUUCCAAUUCCUAUUCUUAAAAAGGGUUUAAAGAUUGCCGUGGAAUCUCCCCAGGGAUUGAAAAGUAAUUUACUUCAGACAUUUGGAUGUACUGGGAGUGGAGAGGUAACAGAAGAGAUAUUUGAAAAUCCUGACUGUGGACAAUGGUGGAAAAAACUUUUAUUUAGCCUAUGUUUUUUCAAUGCUGUGAUCAAUGAAAGAAAAAGUUAUGGAAUAUUGGGCUGGAAUAUUGCUUAUAAAUUUAAUUCUUCAGACUUGGGGGUUGCCAUUAAGGUAUUGGAAAAUUCCCUGAGAGGACAGCCCAGUAUUUCAUGGCAAGCACUGCGCUACCUGAUUGGAGAAGUGAUUUACGGUGGCCGGGUAAUUGAUAAUUGGGACAAGCGAUGCUUGAAGACCCUGCUCUACAAAUUUUGUAAUCCUGAAGUGCUGAAAGAUGACUUCAGUUUCUCCAGUGAUGGGAUAUGUCAACCAGUUCCAGGAUCUGCAAGCAUAAAGGACUACAUACACAUUAUCCAGUCCUUACCUGAUGAUGACCCUCCCGAGGUCUUAGGAAUACACCCAGAGGCCAUCAGGAGCUGCUGGGAGACCCAAGGCGAAGAGUUUAUUGAAAAUCUGAUUGCCAUGCAACCAAAAACUACCACUGCCAACCUCAUGAUCAGACCUGAGCAGAGUAAGGAUGAACUGGUGAUGGAAAUUCUAUCCGACUUGCUAAAGCGGCUGCCACUGACAGUGGAGAAAGAAGAAAGUGCUGUUGGAACUCCAAGCACAUUGAAGAGCAUGAUGUCAAGCUCCAUUUGGGAGUCUCUUUCUAAAAAUCUCAAAGAUCACGACCGCCUUAUCCAUUGUGUCUUACUAACCUUUUUGAAGCAAGAAAUUAAACGAUUUGAUAAGUUAUUAUUUGUCAUACAUAAAUCCUUAAAAGAUCUCCAACUUGCUAUAAAAGGAGAGAUCAUCCUCACCCAAGAAUUGGAGGAAAUACUUAACUCUUUUCUUAGUAUGAGAGUGCCUAAAUUGUGGCAGAAACACGCCUACAGAUCAUGUAAGCCACUGAGUUCCUGGAUUGAUGAUCUCAUCCAGCGACUGAAUUUCUUCAAUACUUGGGCCAAAGUGGCUUAUACUGCAAUACAGCGUCGGUAUAUGAGAUUUGUCACAAUUUGGAAGCAGUCUAUUCCAUCAUCUAGCCAAAAAUGCAAACACCCUGAGGAGUCAGAGAACAAUUUCCUUGAGGGGUUUCCUUCAAGAUACUGGCUGCCAGCUUUCUUCUUUCCACAAGCCUUUCUUGCUGCUGUGCUUCAAGACUAUGGGAGGUCCCGAGGAAUCUCUGUGGAUGCCCUCACCUUCACCCACCAUGUGAUUUCCGACACCACUGACAAGGAUGAGAAGUUCUCCGUAUUUAUGCCAAAGAAACUCAACAUAGUCAGGAGAGCAUUUAAGGGCUCGGGUUCCUCUCACACUGGAGUUUACAUUUUUGGUUUAUUCAUCGAGGGGGCAAGAUGGAAUCGCGAACAAAAAAUACUGGAAGACUCGCUGCCUCUAGAGAUGUGCUGUGAUUUUCCCGACAUACACUUUUUGCCAACAAAGAUUUCUACUGAAACACCAAACGCUUCCAACCAGACAGAUUCAGAAUGUUAUACUUUUGAAUGCCCAGUUUACCAGACACCUGAGAGGUCAAGAAUUUUAGCAACUACUGGUUUACCAACAAACUUUUUAACAUCAGUGUAUUUAUCAACGAAGAAACCUCCUAGUCACUGGAUCACAAUGCGGGUUGCAUUGCUUUGUGAGAAGAAUGAAAAAUAAAUGUCCAUAC